Molecule: messenger RNA, 1205 nt
Organism: Rhineura floridana
Lineage: Eukaryota; Metazoa; Chordata; Lepidosauria; Squamata; Rhineuridae
Gene: LYSET
Product: lysosomal enzyme trafficking factor
Exons: 2
Coding region: 194-805 (203 amino acids)
Source: RefSeq, a predicted model, not a curated record
UACGUCGUCAAAACCUUUAAUUUCUCUGCUGCCUGCCUGGAGCAGAGGUCACUCCCAAAAUACGGUGUCAAAAAUAACAGGAGAAGACGGUCUGCAGACAUAGACUCUACCUCCCCCUUUGGCGUGUCUAUGGUGUAUAAGGGUCGAUUUCACGCACCGGCUGAUCCAUCUCGGAUCUCACGUGAUUUCAGCCAUGCCGGCGUCGGCGCGCAAUACCGGAAGGAGCAGGCGGGCCGCUGGCGGGCGACGGAAGGGAUGGCCGGGCCACGGCGCUGGAAGGACCCAGAGAGCGGCUGGAGACCUCGGCUGGGAGCAGGCGGGUAACGCGAUUCAGGCUGCUCGCACUCCCUCUCUCCUCGCCUUGGUUGUGCCCGUGUUUUCCGGCAGAGAAAGGUGCAGAGCAUGGAGAAUGAUGAACUUCCGUCAGAGGAUGGGAUGGAUUGGUGUGGGAUUAUACCUAAUAGCAAGUGCAGCAGCAUUUUAUUAUGUCUUUGAAAUCAAUGAGACUUACAACAGACUAGCACUGGAGCACAUUCAGCAGCCCCCUGAAAAACUCAGAGAAGAAACUACCUGGAUGCAGUCCUUAAAAACACGACUGCUGUCAGUACCCUUUUGGCUGUGGGCUGUUAUCUUUUUAAUCCCUUAUUUACAAAUGUUCUUGUUCCUUUAUUCCUGUACAAGAGCUGAUCCCAAAACAGUGGGCUAUUGUAUUAUUCCUAUUUGCUUGGCUGUUGUUUGCAACCGUCAUCAAACAUUUGCGAAGGCCUCUAACCAAAUCAGCAGACUGCAACUGAUUGACACUUAAAUCAAUCUGUAUUUUCCCAUGAGCGGUUUAGGAUAAUCUGAAGAAGCUUGGCUGCGUCAACUUGACAUAAGAAUGGAACAUGAAAUUCUUUUUGUCAACUACUGAAUAGAACACCCACCUUCUGUUUUUUGAACAAGUCGACUAAGUAUGGGUGUAUUCUGUUUGGUGGAAUAACUGAGCCUUCUGUGGGACUAGAGGAUGACAUUCUUCAUAUUUGCCUUAUAAUGCAGACUUUCUACACUCCUCCUGCAGUUUUGUGGAGAAACCUAUUUGAAAUCUUACUUCACUGUGCACUCUCCCAUAUUUUCAAGUUUCCCUGAGAAGGAGGAUCAGUGAAAAUGGACUUUUCCUUUGUUAUAAUAUGUAAAGUUUGGAAUUAUCAUAAAAGUGGCAUUUAAGA